AUGAUCUCCGUGAUUUCAAUGGCAGGGAUCAGGUCCAUGCUCGUGCUUUCCCUCUCAAUCCUCCUGUUGCUGUCUUCAUCUCUUGAGAGCUCAGCUAGCACUCUUGGAACUAUUGAACCUGUAGAUGAGACCUUUAGCCAGGAAAUGAGAAAGCUAGACAUUUACGUGAAGAAGGGCGGCGGUGGGGGUGGUGAUGGCAAUGGCAAUGGCAGUGGUGGUGGCGCUAGUUAUGCAGGUGGCGGUAUCAUCUAUAUAGUUCCUAUGGGUGCCGGUGGAUAUAAGCCUAGUAAUGGGAGUCAAAGGUCCUCAACCAUCAAACCCGCCCAUCAUCACUUGCCUCGGUCAUUUUUGUUACUCUAA
Eucalyptus grandis is the source of this 360-nucleotide messenger RNA. RefSeq lists its product as uncharacterized. The coding region runs from base 1 to 360 and encodes 119 amino acids. Lineage: Eukaryota; Viridiplantae; Streptophyta; Magnoliopsida; Myrtales; Myrtaceae. The transcript has a single exon. The record is from RefSeq and is a predicted model, not a curated record.